This is a messenger RNA of Bacillus rossius redtenbacheri, 1278 nucleotides long. It is a transcript of the gene beta4GalT7, whose product is annotated as beta-1,4-galactosyltransferase 7. Lineage: Eukaryota; Metazoa; Arthropoda; Insecta; Phasmatodea; Bacillidae. The record is from RefSeq and is a predicted model, not a curated record. The transcript is spliced from 6 exons. Gene Ontology annotation, cellular component: Golgi apparatus. Gene Ontology annotation, biological process: proteoglycan biosynthetic process; carbohydrate metabolic process. Gene Ontology annotation, molecular function: xylosylprotein 4-beta-galactosyltransferase activity. The coding region runs from base 142 to 1260 and encodes 372 amino acids.
AACGCUUCCACAGGAUUGGCUGCGAUGUUUCGUUCGGCAAGCAAAUGUUUUGCAAAAAAAAAUUGAAGAAAAAUGGCGAAUCUUGAUAAGAUGUUGAUGUGCGGCGUGUCGUGUCACUGUAACCUAAAAAAUUUACCGUAAAUGUUUAGAGUAAUGAAACAUUUUUUACAGUCUCGUUAUGCAAGCUGGAACCAGGGAAUUUUCAAGUUUUUAGUCACAUGCAUAUUCAUAACCUUUAUUACGGGUUGCUAUUUGUCGUUUUUUCCUGUUGUAAUAGAUGACUGUAACUGUAAGAAUAAUAACCGUGAAAAGGAGACUGCUAAACAAGAGGAGGUGUUCUCGUCCCAGCACAAACUGGCGGUUCUGGUUCCGUUUCGAGACCGCUUUGACGAGCUGCUGGAAUUCGUGCCGCACAUCCACAACUUCUUGAAACGGCAGGGCAUAAAUCAUCAAAUUUACGUACUCAACCAGGUGGACAACUACAGGUUCAACAGGGCGUCCCUCAUAAACGUCGGUUUCCGUAUCUCGCAGCAGGACUGUGACUACAUGGCGAUGCACGAUGUGGACUUGCUGCCGCUGAACCCCGAGCUGUCGUACGCGUACCCGGGGAGCGGCCCCUUCCACGUCGCCUCGCCGGAGCUCCAUCCCCGCUACCACUACCCUACCUUCGUUGGAGGCAUUCUGCUCCUCACGAGAGAACACUUUGAGAGAGUGAAUGGGAUGAGUAACAAAUACUGGGGCUGGGGGUUGGAAGACGACGAGUUUUAUGUUCGCCUGAAGGAAGCCAAACUGAAUAUCUCCAGGCCUGCCAACAUCACCACGACCAAAGAAAACACUUUCAAUUGUGUGGCGCCUGGUCGCAGGCACUUGCACAACCGAGCCCGACGCAAGCGGGACACUGCCAAGUGCCACGCCCAGCGUGAGGCGACGCGCCGCAGGGACCGGCAGACCGGCCUGUCGAGCGUUGCGUACCGGGUGGAAGGCGCGCACGCGGUGGUCAUAGACGGCGCGCCCGCGACCGUGGUGGGCGUGGCGCUGCGGUGCGAUCGCCAGCUCACGCCGUGGUGCGAGUGCAUCGAGGCUGCGAAGCCCACCGGCACGGCGGCGCCGGCGGCAGCAGCGACGGCGUCACUGCUGAGAGUAGGCCGAGAGGAGCCGCUGACUGGAGGUCGGAAGUGGGAGAGCAACAAGGACAAGACCAGCGACAAGGCCCCCACGUUGCCACCACUCAAACAUGCAACCCUAUCUAUCUUAAAAUAAAUACGAAGAAAUGAAGAA